CUGUGAGUUCAUAUUGACAUUUGGUAUGAAAACAAUGAUGGACCUUGUGCACAAUUGUCAUAUCACUUGUUUCAAAACACUGUGAAUGGAUUAAAGAAGACACGUUUCCGUCUGGAUCGGAGCUUACAAGACACGCCAAUAUAUGUUAUGCUUUACGUCGAAAAGCCAAAAGUUCGCAGACAAUGGCUUCAUAUAGCCCUAAACUGUUAGAAAAGAAAUACAAUAACUGGGUUAAAGCUCAGUUAGCUGUAUUGUUGACUAAAGAAGGAGUUGAACCUUUUGUUUGUAAGGAAAUCAAACAAUUUCAACUGAAAUGUUUACAUGAUAUAUGUUACCUAAAUAGCUUACCAAGUGGGACUUCUUGUUCAGUUUGCUGUACAGAAAAUCUUGUAAAGUGUCCUACAAAUAGAAUAUGUAAUGUUGGGCGUGGGAAAUGUAUGUAUCAUCGAAAUGUUGCAACACGUUACAAUUCGUCUGGCUGUCCUAUCAAGAUAUGUGACAACUUCAAAACUGAAAUACAGAAUUCACAUAGGUACUACGGUCCGUCGUACAAAAACAGUGAUGCUACCAAGUGGUGCAGUAAUUUCUGGGAAGUAGCAAAGUGCUUCAUGCCCCCAGAUGGGUAUAAAGGAAAGGCAUCUGCAGCAGAAACAGACUUUAAUGGUAUAAUCAGCGUUAUCCUUAAUCACAAAGACUUCCAGGGUAAAGUAAAUGAAAACCUCAAUAAGAAGAUAAAUAUAUUUGAAGAGGCAAGAUAAAUUGGAAGAAAUGUUCGACAUUCAUCAACUCUUGAAGUAGAAGACUCAGAUCUUCAGAAUUACUUUCAACUAUUACAGCAACUCCUUUCUGACCCCGUGUAUUUAGGUACUGACACGCAUGCGCAGAAUGCUAAACAAAAACUUUUACAUGUGAUUAAACUAUUUCAA
Molecule: messenger RNA, 926 nt
Organism: Ruditapes philippinarum (Manila clam)
Lineage: Eukaryota; Metazoa; Mollusca; Bivalvia; Venerida; Veneridae
Exons: 3
Coding region: 183-758 (191 amino acids)
Source: RefSeq, a predicted model, not a curated record